AUGGAAGGCUACCACAUGGGUGACCUGGGCCGGACAUCGUACGUCUACUAUCUCAUUUCGUCUUCCCAGCAGCCCUGUGAGUGUAAAAACCGAGGCUCAGAGAGGGGAAGUGAGGUGUCCAGGGCACACAGUGAUGAGGACGCCUGGCUGGGACUGGAACAAAAGACCUCCUGGCUCCCGUCCCCGAGCUUUCCCCGGAGACAAACAGGACCUGAAGCCACUGAGCCAGAUGGAAUCCUGUCACUGCUGCUUGUUCUGCCCUGGGAACAUGGGGCAGGGGGCCCCCUUCCCAGCACUCCUGACAAGGCCACUUGUACCACACAUCAGCCAUGUUCCAGCAACCUCAUGACCCAGAUCAAGAACCAACUGGAACAGCUCGUCAGUAGUGCCAAUGCCCUACUAUUUCUGUAUUACCCGGCCCAGGGUGAGCCGUUCCCCAGCAAUGUGGACAAGCUGUGUGGCAGCCACAACUUGACAGACUUCCCACUCUUCCACGCUGACGACAAAGAGAAGGACAAGCUGGUGAAGCUGUACCGCAUCAUUGCCUACUUUAACACCUCCCUGGGCAACAUCAUGGAGAACGAGAAGACCCUCAACCCCAACGCCCAGAGCCUCCACAGCAAGCUGAGCUCCACGGUGGACACCUAGCUGGGGUUCCUCAGCAAUGUGCUCUGCUGCCUGUGCAAUGAGUACAACAGUGGCCAUGUGGACACGUCCUACAGCCCCUACACCUCGGGCAAGAACAUCUUCCAGAAGAAGAAGCUGGGCUGUCAGCUCCUGGGGAAGUACAAGCAGGUCAUCACUGAGCUGGCCCAGGCCUUCUAG
Messenger RNA from Trichechus manatus latirostris (Florida manatee), 825 nucleotides. RefSeq names its product leukemia inhibitory factor-like. Gene Ontology annotation, biological process: positive regulation of cell population proliferation; regulation of cell differentiation; leukemia inhibitory factor signaling pathway. Gene Ontology annotation, cellular component: extracellular region. The record is from RefSeq and is a predicted model, not a curated record. Gene Ontology annotation, molecular function: growth factor activity; cytokine activity; leukemia inhibitory factor receptor binding. The transcript is spliced from 4 exons. Lineage: Eukaryota; Metazoa; Chordata; Mammalia; Sirenia; Trichechidae.